AUGUCCUUUAUUAAAGACUGCCCACGUAACCCAUCUUAGAAUUCUCAUUCUUGCCCAUUCUAGCUUUCUACACCAUCAAAAUUCGCCAGCCAUGGGUAACAGUUUAGGAGGGAAAAAGACUGUCAAGAUCAUGAAGAUAAGCGGCGAAACAUUCAAGUUAAAGACGCCGGUGAAGGCUGGAGAAGUAAUUAAGGAUUAUCCAGGUCUUGUUCUGUUAGAAUCAGAGGCUGUCAAGCAUUAUGGGGUCAGGGCAAAGCCUCUGGAACCACACCAGGAGUUGGUGCCGAAGAGGCUUUAUUUCCUAGUAGAGCUGCCUAAGGCUUCAGCAGAGAAAGCUGCGAGAAGGGUUCGGUCGGGGAUUAACAUGAGCGCUAAAGACAGGCUCGAGAGCUUAAUGCUGGCUCGCAGAUCAACGUCCGAUCUUUCCAUAAUAAACCCAAGUUCUUCCAGCAGUAGCAUUGUUCCCGAGCAGAGCGGUCCAAUGAGGGUGAAGAUGAGGUUACCAAAGGCAGAAGUAGAGAAGUUGAUGCAAGAAAGCAAGGACGAUGCAGAGGCAGCUGCUAAGAUUAUGGAACUUUGCAUUGCUAACAAAGGAGGCAAAAGGUCGACCGAAAUUGCUCCACAACAACAAGUGCAUUUGCAGAGUGGCCAUGGCAGAGCAGAAAGCGAAAGUGUCAAGGCGCGGAAACGAGUGAGCUUCCAUCCAGUCAGUGAAGGAGAGAUGCAAAUAGCGGUGGCUUCUUGUUGAGAAAAUAUGUUGAAAUAAAAUAAAUUAUGUUAAAUUACAUUCUCUCAGCUUCAGCCUUCAAAUUCUCAUCUACCAAAUAUUUCCUUGUAUGUCUCCUUUUUUGUACAUAGAACAAAGGAAUUUUGAGACUCAUAUGAGGAUUUUGAAAGGGCAUUAAACUGAGAGAAGUAACCUUUACAGUGACUCCUUAUCAUGAUUAUGGGUUAAUUUUCUUCUUA
Molecule: messenger RNA, 966 nt
Organism: Hevea brasiliensis (rubber tree)
Lineage: Eukaryota; Viridiplantae; Streptophyta; Magnoliopsida; Malpighiales; Euphorbiaceae
Exons: 2
Coding region: 92-748 (218 amino acids)
Source: RefSeq, a predicted model, not a curated record